This is a messenger RNA of Aspergillus puulaauensis, 1983 nucleotides long. It is a transcript of the gene fmpC, whose product is annotated as ATP-grasp enzyme fsqD. The transcript is spliced from 2 exons. The record is from RefSeq and is a predicted model, not a curated record. The coding region runs from base 1 to 1983 and encodes 660 amino acids. Gene Ontology annotation, molecular function: metal ion binding; ATP binding. NCBI's taxonomy places the organism in Eukaryota, Fungi, Ascomycota, Eurotiomycetes, Eurotiales, Aspergillaceae.
AUGGUUCAGGUCGGCCGUGUCAAGGCCUCCUGGGGCGACGUCCAAGUUCAUUACGAUUUCCAGUUACGAGUGUCGCCAGCAGAAUGGUGGCAGAGCGUCGACAUUACACUGCAGGCCGAGUCGGUCAGCCUCGUGCAGAGCUGGCCUCCAGUUCCCGAAGCAGUCCAGCUCUGGUACUCUGAUUCAUCGCAAUCGACUUCUUGGACGAGGCUAGAACAAGGGCCUGGGUCGGUUCUCAUGCUUAGGGCGCUCCAGGCCGCCGCUCAGGAACAGCGGCCCAGCGCGAUCCGAUUUGUCUUCUCCGCUAAGCAGGGGUACCUGGUUCGGACCGACAUUCUCUCUUUGCGCAUGGUGGACCUCGAGCUGGUGGAUUCGGUGAUCUUGUUCUUUGCUGCUGAGCCUGGUAAACUGUUCAGCCCCCUGUCCAUCGAUCCGCUCGCAGCCACAGAUGCGUACACUGCCUUGCAUGCCGUUUUGAAUACCGCAGUUGGGGGCCUGCUUCUUGCGACACCGGUGGACUAUCAGCAGAUGUUCUCUACUCUGGACCAGGAAUUUGCCAAUCGGCUGUCGUUCCCAUGGGUUCUCGACGCUCCUGCACCGCGCAAAAGCCUUGCUAUUGUGGAAGGCGGACGCAGUAGUCCAGAGCAUGGCGGCACAGCAACAAGUAUAUACACAGCUGCUCAAGCCCUCAACAUCGAUGUGAUCGUCCUCGAUGUUCCAGGGCACUGGCUUGAAGGGCCCGAGUACGCCCACUGGCGCAGGGAGUUCGUCCCGGUGCAACUCGAGCCACCAUCGCUACUGCGGGAUCGCAUAUUGGAGGCCUUGUCCGACCGCAAAGUUGACGGAAUAGUUACAUUCUGUGAUGCGUACCAGGUGGCCAUAGCCCAUGCCGCAGACCAGCUGGGAUUGCCUACAGCACCCGCCGAGGCGUAUGAGAUCGCGACCGACAAGUAUCGCACGGGGCUUUCUGAGGGCCGACCUGCAUAUCUUGUGCGUGGGCCCAAAGAAGCUCUGGAAGUGGUCCAGGAAAGAGCCCUCGAGUUCCCCUUAAUCGCCAAGCCCUGUAAAGGCUUUUUAUCUGAGGGUGUGUUCAAAGUCCACGAUACCGAGGAUCUCAUCCGUGCAGUGCAGAGUGUUGAUUUAGACCGCCAUGGCACUGAGUUCGUGCUCGAGCAGUACUGCGAUGGGCCAGAAGUUGAUAUCAACUUUGUGCUUUCGCAGGGAGAGAUUCUCUUUUGUGAAAUCUCUGACGAUUUCCCCAAGUCUGGAGAUGUCGGCGACCCUUCAUCCUCCGCUCCUCCGUCGUUCAUUGAGCUAGGCAAUGUCUUGCCCUCCAAGCUCCCAUCUACAGAGAUCGAACUUCUUCGCACUUCGCUGCACCAGAGCUUGAUGCAGCUGGGACUGACCACGGGCAUAUACCACCUCGAGGCACGAGUGCAGCAUUCCUUGAUGGAAUACGGCCCAGUACCAUCUACGCCCAAUUCUACUUCUGACGCUAUUGACUUGGUCCCUCGACAAACGAUGCCCCUGCAAAAGCCGUCCGCGUGGUUAAUUGAAAUAAACCCUCGUCCUCCCGGCAUCCAAGAGACCGCGGCCGUAGAGUCAACCUACGGAGUCGACUACUGGGGCAUUGGGCUGCUGGCAUGUCUGCGCGACCAUACGCGCCUCCACGCCCUCGCCCAACCAUUCCGGCAAGGGCCCCAGUACUGGUGCGAAAUGAUCUUCAUCCCCGUCACUACAGGGGGCAGAUUUGAGUCGGACGACGUCUGUGCGGACCUUGUCCAUCGGCGGCCUGACCUUGCAAAGCACAUCUCCAAGGCCUUUUGCUUUUUGCGGCGAGGCGACGUGGUCCCGGCGCCUGAGUCGGGGAUCACGGCAUGGGUGGCAUAUUUUAUUGUGUUUUCGAGAAUUAGCCGGGAGCAUCUUUUAGCGGUUUCUGCGGAUGUAAGGAGAGAGACAAGAUUCACUGUUUCUCACAAUUGA